Molecule: messenger RNA, 1313 nt
Organism: Suncus etruscus (white-toothed pygmy shrew)
Lineage: Eukaryota; Metazoa; Chordata; Mammalia; Eulipotyphla; Soricidae
Gene: TGFB1
Product: transforming growth factor beta 1
Exons: 7
Coding region: 48-1223 (391 amino acids)
Biological process (GO): transforming growth factor beta receptor signaling pathway; regulation of cell population proliferation; BMP signaling pathway
Cellular component (GO): extracellular region
Molecular function (GO): growth factor activity; type II transforming growth factor beta receptor binding; type III transforming growth factor beta receptor binding
Source: RefSeq, a predicted model, not a curated record
CCGUCCCGGCCCUUGGCACGGCCCGGGGGGCACCGCCUCCCUCCCCCAUGCCGCCCCCCUGGCUGCGGCUCCUGCCGCUGCUGCCGCUGCUGCGGCUGCUGGUGCUCGCGCCGGGCCGGCCGGCCGCGGGCCUGUCCACCUGCAAGACGGUCGACAUGGAGCUGGUGAAGCGGAAGCGCAUCGAGGCCAUCCGCGGGCAGAUCCUGUCCAAGCUGCGCCUCGCCAGCCCCCCGAGCCAGGCCGACGUGCCCCCGGGCCCGCUGCCCGACGCCGUGCUGGCCCUGUACAACAGCACCCGCGACCGGGUGGCCGGCGACCACGCCGAGCCCGAGCCGGAGCCCGAGGCCGACUACUACGCCAAGGAGGUCACCCGCGUGCUCAUGGUGGAGACCGGCCACGAAAUCUACAGCGGGUUUAAGCCCAGCUCCCACAGCAUCCAUAUGCUCUUCAACACGUCUGAGCUCCGGGAAGCGGUGCCCGAGCCCGUCUUGCUCUUCCGGGCAGAGCUGAGGCUCCUGAGGUUCAAGCUGCAGAAGGAGCAGCACGUGGAGCUGUACCAGAAAUACAGCAACAAUUCCUGGCGCUACCUCAGCAACCAGCUGCUCAGCCCCAGCGACUCGCAGCAGUGGUUCUCUUUUGAUGUCACCUCUGUGGUGCGCCACUGGCUGAGCCAGGGAGGGGAAAUCGAGGGCUUCCGCCUUAGUGCUCACUGCUCCUGUGCCGAUGACCAGGACAACAAGCUCCAGGUGGACAUAAACGGCCUGCGCGGCGGCCGCCGGGGUGACCUGGCCACCAUCCACGGCAUGAACCGGCCCUUCCUGCUUCUCAUGGCCACCCCAUUGGAUCGGGCCCAGACCCUGCAGAGCUCCGCACGCCACCGCCGUGCCCUGGACACCAGCUACUGCUUCAGCUCCACUGAGAAGAACUGUUGUGUAAGGCAGCUCUACAUCGACUUCCGAAAGGACCUGGGCUGGAAGUGGAUCCACGAGCCCAAAGGCUAUCACGCCAACUUCUGCCUGGGGCCCUGCCCCUACAUCUGGAGCCUGGACACGCAGUACAGCAAGGUCCUGGCUUUGUACAACCAGCACAACCCGGGUGCGUCGGCAGCACCUUGCUGUGUGCCGCAGGUGCUGGAACCGCUGCCCAUCGUGUACUACGUGGGUCGCAAGGCCAAGGUGGAGCAGCUGUCCAACAUGAUCGUGCGUUCCUGCAAGUGCAGCUGAGGCCAGGCCCACCGGUGACCACGCCCACGCCAGGCCCCGCCCCGGCAGGCCGGGCCCCCCAUCCUUCCCCCACCCCGCCUCGGCGGGGGC